AUGGUGGACUUUUCCCUCAAGAAACGGAGUGUAUCGACGUGGCGCGGGUCGCUUGGCAGACGUCAGGCUGACAGUGACUCUACGUCGACUUUCAAGUCCAGCAGGUACCAGGAUAUGAAGGUUUCAGACACGGAAUUGCCCAAAGUUAGUGCGAAAGAACGUAGUAAAGCUGGGACAAUGAUGAAGCGGAGGCUUUCUGUGCACCAGCCGGGGAAUGUGAAGGUUGAUUACGAUUCAAUGCCGGCGAUGCCGGCGAUGCCCUCUGGAGUGAUGGCGGAUGAACAGUUUCCGGCGAGAAAUAGCUCGCUUCUGAGCCUAUCAACGCAACAGAGGAUGCAACAGAGGAUGAACAACAGCGACUUGUAUUCAGGGAAGGCAUUGAAGCAGUUGCUUUCUGAUCCUAGUUUCAAGGCGAAGCGAUUUGUCACAGAGAGGCUCGGGGAUGCAACUGCGGUUGAGAUUGAUCAGUUCACGUCGAGCCUUAACGACUUGUCGCUCGAGAUACAGGACGAGAUCAAGGCCAACAUCGAUAAGUCCUUCAAGGAGAUAUUAACUGUGAACAAGGAUCUCGAAACUGCUACUAGUGAGCUCAAGGUGUUGCGUACCAAGGUGCACGAUGUGAAGGAGGUCAUGUCGCAAUUUGUGUCGAUGGCUGAGAAAAGACUACAAUUAGAGCAACAAGCUCAGGGCCAGCUGCACGAAUCUGACUUGAGUCGCACACCAAGCACAGCCAGUAGCUUCAACGGCAAUGGCCAUGUUCCAUCGCUAUUGCCUGCAGUGAAACCGGGCAGCAGAAAAGAUCGCACUUCCACUAUGAUCCUCGAACGGAUGUGGAACGAACAGUUGCUUCAGUUGUUCAAGAACGUCGAAGGUGCGCACAAGUUCAUCACAAACACCCCAGGAAGACACAUCUUGCUCGACAGCGAUAACUGGACAGAAAUCAACGCUGCUACGCUCAAACCUUUGCAAAAGGCCCGCAUCUUCAUCUUGAAUGAUGUUGUGUUAAUUGCAUCCCCCAAACCUUCCAAACUUCAAAGCAGCAACAACAGCGUUGGAGAGCUAACUGUGAGCAAGUUCUCACCGCUUCGGGAGCUAUCCUGUGAGCAGCAAUCGCCCACUGAAAUCACAUUCACUCUUUCGAACAAUAAACAGCGUGCAUUAUACGGUAACCGCGACCCUGAGGCAUGCUCCAAAGUGAUGGAGACAAUCCGCCAGGCUAAAGACGCAUUACUAGAAAUAUCACAGGCAGAAGAGGACAACACCAGAAAGAUCAGAAACUCGUACACCCUCUUGCAACAGGAACGAACCCCAAAUCCAAAUCGAGAAGCCACUACCUCACCCAUCAAGAUGCACGGCAGAUCGCGUUCCGAUGCUCAACAGCAGUUCCCCACCCAAAACCAAAGCCAAAACGACGCACUAUUGACAAGCAUUACCAGGUCUAUGCACGUUCGCUCUGGAGGAGCCAAUAACGAUAUCUCAGAAGUGAGCAAGAAGUUGAAGAGACUUGACGAUGCCCUCGAAGACAUGGACCUCGAGAUCGGAAGACAAAACUUCGAUCUGGCCAUCACCAAGCUCAAUCAUAUCCAGACGUCGCUUAAAUCCUUAUAUAGCACAGCAACUUUCGAUGAAUCGGUUAUGGUCGAACUUCUCUCGCUAAAAUGCCUCCAACGCAAAAACGUCCUAUACAACAAACUUACAAACCUACUAGCCUCAGAAAGCUCUGAUGUCUCGAAACUAAAGAGCUACAUGCUAAAUCUUAUCGCACUAAAUGAGCCCGUCGAUGCUCUCGAAGUUUUCCUACAAAACAGAUCCAACUUCAUCAACGACCUCAUUCUCCAGAUUGGUAUCAUUGACAACGUCACCUCAUUCAUCACUCAAAUCGCCAUCAUCCGCUUCCAAACCCUCAGGAAAGUCACUGAACAAUACCUCGAAGUCUCGAAGCACUUAAAGCGCGACUUCACCUCGUUGCUCGUCUGCUGGUGUAGCGAAGAAGUUGACAAACACUUCCAGCUCAUGGAGCGCGAACUUUCCAACCAGUCUACACUCUCUGUCCAGGCCAUUAAGAUGACCAGAAAACAGAUUGAUGAAUUGAAGAAUGUCGGCAUGGACUACGUCUACAAACUCGAUGAUUUCAUAAGAAGAAACAAUAACAAGAUUCACUAA
Messenger RNA from Kluyveromyces marxianus DMKU3-1042, 2163 nucleotides. RefSeq names its product exocyst subunit EXO84 (gene EXO84). Gene Ontology annotation, cellular component: exocyst. Gene Ontology annotation, biological process: intracellular protein localization; exocytosis; Golgi to plasma membrane transport. The coding region runs from base 1 to 2163 and encodes 720 amino acids. The transcript has a single exon. The record is from RefSeq and is a predicted model, not a curated record. Lineage: Eukaryota; Fungi; Ascomycota; Saccharomycetes; Saccharomycetales; Saccharomycetaceae.